AUGUCCGAGGGUGCUAAUACAAGACAGGUGCAAAUCCGCCUGGUCACACGGGAUACAGAGCUUCAGGUUCCCGAUGCUCCUUUAUAUGUUCCUGUCAGUUUGAAGAGAUACGGUCUUUCAGAGGUUGUCAACCAGCUACUGGACCAAGAUACUCCCAUUCCAUUUGAUUUCUUGAUCGAUGGUAAACUUCUCAGAUCUUCUUUAGAUGGAUAUUUGAUUGCCAACGGUCUCAGUAACGAAACUACCAUCACUUUAGAAUACGCGCGAUCCAUUCUCCCCCCUUCGUUUCUUGCGUCAUUUGCCCAUCAAGACUGGGUGUCUGCUGUGUCCAUUAGCAGAAACAAAGCCACUCAAAAGAUUGCAACUGGUUCAUAUGACGGUGUAGUAAGGCUAUGGAACCACUCGGGUUCUGUAACCCACCAGCUGGUUGGCCACAAUGCUGCUGUCAAGGCUGUUCAAUGGACUGAUGCCAGUCGAUUAGUGUCAGGAGGUUCAGAUAGAAUCCUGUACCUAUGGAAAUUCGCAAACAAUAACAGCAAUGAAGAAACGCAUGAUAAUGAUGAUGAAGACGAUGAAGACGCUGCUUCUGGAAAGAAAGGAUCAAUUGUAGCAGUUCUACAGGGCCACACUGCUUCUGUAGACGAUCUGGCUUAUAACAAAUCCACCAAGCAAAUCGUGUCUGCCUCUGCUGAUAGCACCUUGAAAGUGUGGUCUUCCAACUAUAAAGAACUUCCUGCUGCCGAGACACUUGCCAAGUCAUCAUCCACAGCAUCUCAAAAACGUCGUCGAGUCGCAGCUGCGUCUCUGACAUCUUCUCGUACCCGAGGAGCUCUGUCGACUCUGACAGGCCACUCUGCACCAGUCACUGGUGUAGUAUAUCACCAUACGGACAACCAUGUGGUAUACUCUGUUUCUCAAGAUCAUACUGUGAGAACCUGGGAUACUGCCACUGAGUCCCUUGUCGAUACCAAGACCACAUCGUUCCCACUGCUGUCCAUCGCCAGCUUGGGUCCACAUACUGGACUUCUGGCAUGUGGCUCGUCAGCACGUCACAUCACUCUUAUAGACCCCAGAACCACCACUACCACCUCGCAGGCACAACUCAUCGGCCACACGAACUUCGUAGUCUCACUGGCUCCUUCCCCCGACAACCACUACAUGUUCUGCUCCGGCUCGCACGACGGCACCACCCGUAUCUGGGACGUACGGGCCCAAAAGUCUGUCUAUGUCAUCUCUCGCGAGUCCGGCGAAUCGCCCACCGCCGUCUACGGCGUCGACUGGGACACCACCGUCGGCAUCGCCAGCGCCGGCCAGGACAAGAAGCUCCAAAUCAACUCUGCUGCCUUCAGCAAAAAGUAA
Messenger RNA from Sugiyamaella lignohabitans, 1359 nucleotides. It is a transcript of the gene YTM1, whose product is annotated as Ytm1p. NCBI's taxonomy places the organism in Eukaryota, Fungi, Ascomycota, Dipodascomycetes, Dipodascales, Trichomonascaceae. Bases 1 to 1359 code for a protein of 452 amino acids. The transcript has a single exon. Gene Ontology annotation, molecular function: protein binding. The record is from RefSeq and is a predicted model, not a curated record. Gene Ontology annotation, biological process: ribosome biogenesis. Gene Ontology annotation, cellular component: preribosome, large subunit precursor.